Molecule: messenger RNA, 1431 nt
Organism: Drosophila obscura
Lineage: Eukaryota; Metazoa; Arthropoda; Insecta; Diptera; Drosophilidae
Gene: Grl36b
Source: RefSeq, a predicted model, not a curated record
GAAGUAGUUUUUUGUUUAUGAUCAGCAUUUGGACAGUUGAACGAAGUCAUUUAUCAAUGUCACACAAUCCCAUUUUUCCAAUAUUUCCCCUUUUGGCCAUUUACGGACCUUCCAAAGCAUCGAGAACUGUGAGGCACCGAGCGACAGUUUUACCAUGUCCUGCCUAACGAGCAUACUGCAGCUGUUGCAAGUGCUGACAACGAUUACGGGUUGCAACAUCUACAAAUAUAUUCCACAAAAGCAGACAUUCCGGCUGAGCUCCCAGUUGAAUUUGGCCGUGGGAGUAUUCCACGGCUUCUGGCUACGACCCUGGCUAUUGACGAUCCUGCUACUCUACUCGAUAUUUUUCAUCCUUGAGUUCAUAGAUGUCCUAGUGAACUUGAAACCGGGCAGUGACAAUGCUCUGAAUCUGUUAUACAUGGCAACGCGUUUUUUUAUAUCCAAUAAUACAAUUUUCAUAAGCUACAGUAUUGCCUAUAGCUAUAUAUAUCAGCGGAAGCAGAUGCGGGACUUACUCAAUAGAUUUGUGCGAAUAUAUUAUAGAUACCGGAGUAUACGUGGACAGGGGCCCAAAAUUAAUUGGGGUUUAUUUCUCAUACACAUAAUGAAAAUGGUUUCCAUAACCACGCGCGGAUCUCUGCUCGGCAUGAUUCCAUUUACGUCCAGUAACUCUAUAUUGUGUACUUAUUUACGUAGCUCGGGGUAUCUUUUCGGCUGCAUUCAGCCUUUUUUUCUGGGACUUACUGCCCACUUGGGUCUUCUGAUCCUCUACUCUUGCUACAAGCUGCCAACAUCUCGUCCUAACCGACAGCAGUUAAUACAAAUGAUUGAUUACUAUAAGAACCUGAUCAAAUUGCGGCGAAAGUUGGAGUCUCUCGUAAGACCCCUGAUUUGGAUCUGUAUGAUGGAUGACUUCAUCUUCUUCGUGAGCUGCCUCCAUCUGUACUUGUUUGAGAAGCGAGUACUGGGUCGCUACCUCUAUGCACUUGUUCUCGCCUUUGCCUAUCCGCUGAGUCUUGUCUACAUCAAUCUGGCUAUCGACUCUGCCCAAAGAGAGUUUGGAAAGUUCAGGGCAAACUUCAAGCCUGAGCGUCAGUUACAAAUGUUUUCGCUAUAUCGAUUGGCCCUACAAAAUGGAAAGGACAAAAGCGAAUUGAAUGUAUUUCGCAUAAAUCGUGGCCAUAUCUUGCAAGUUCUCAGCACGGGCUGGACGUGGGCCAUGUUUUCGAAGAGCAUUUACGUGAAUAGUACAGAAUAUCUCAAACAUAAUCAGAAGCUUAAGGACAGUAGCUGAUUUCGUAUAAGCCAUUGUUGGAGAUGUACUGUAACAGGAUUUAAUUGAGGACUUUUGAAAAGAGUUUUUGUAAUUUUUACAAUGAAUUUUGCAAUUGUAUUCUUUGAUAUACUAAAUAUACAAAUAUAUAAGUAAUG